GUAGUCGAUUGGGCCAGUCGUCUUGACAUAUCUCCAGUAAGCAUCCCUCUUGGCUAUGCUGCCGCACUUAUGUGAUUUCUUUCAUCAAAAAUGCCCUUGUGCAUUAUUACAAUAACCCCAUGCCAAAAGCGGUCGAGUCUCCUCUUUGUUGGUGCAAUCCAAAUCAAUCACAAUUGGCAAUUAGUGCAUAUGUACAAGCUCCUACAAUUCUUUGUCGCCAAAUUGAGGUUCUGAAAUCCAAAACCUCGAGUUUACUUUGCAUUUCACAUUCUUCAUUUCAAUACAUGCAUCGCCCAAAUCAUGGACCCAGAUAAUACGACAGGAUCAGAAUGGAUGCAAUCCGAACGCUUUCAUCAUUGUGAUGCCCAUGACGAAGUUCGUACUCUGAACCAAACUGUUGUCGAAGAGAGGGACGGUUUAAGAGAUUAUGUCAGUGUGCUUGAGCAACAACUGCUACCUCGUUUCGAAAUAAAUGGCACAAAUCCUGCAGAGAUAUUCGUUUCACAGAAGAAUGCAUACCUUCAGCGAGUCAUAAAUCUCGAAAAGACUAUCGCCGAGACUGAAAUGGCACAGUCUUUUGAAGCUCAGAAAUGGAAGCGUGAGAAGAAUGAAUUACAUCAACAAAUUUUUGGACAAAAUGGGUAUAGGGACCGAUUGCAAAGUGCGCAUAUCGCGCUAGAAAUUGCGAAUAAUAAUCUACCUUCCGAUACUGUGAGAAGUGCCAGAAAGUUAACGGAAAUAGCACAAGUAACAAGAGAGAAGGAUGAAUGCAACUGCAAGGUUGAUGAGUUGCAAGGACGUAUCAAAGAUUUGCACUCCAAUUGGAACGCCGCCCUGAGGGAGGUUGACGAGUUAAGAGAGCAAAAGGGGGAAUGGACAAAGGUACAAGAUAAUUCAAUUGCUUUGCAGGAAGCUAAUCGGGAAAUCGAACGAUUACGGAGGGCAAAUCAGAGGGAAGAUUCUUACCAUGUGCAGGCAUCGCACCGACAGGUUUUACGAUUGCAACAGGAAAAGGUUGUGUGGGAAGAAGAAAAAAUGAGGUUGGAGAGUCACACUGUAGAUUUAUCACUACGACUAAGAACUCUGGAGGAUUUGAUAGCAGCGUUGGAGGCUCAACAAUCAUCCCCAGAUGUACAAAUGGCCGACAUAGAUGACGAUUGCGGGACACCCUCAUUACAACCAAAGGUGCUUGGAGACGCUGUUUGGAAGCAGUGGUCGGAUAGGAUAUGUCGUCAUAUUCAGAUGCAGCCUCAAGAAGUAGAUGAUUUAUAUCGUCUGGCCGCAGCAAACCUGUACCGACCUAGUGGAGCCUUACCUGAUUCAGACCUCCGCCCUGAGAGUCCACGUCAACAAUUUCCAGGUGUGACGUGGGUCAAGGAAUUAGUUGAACUAGCUUGUGAUCGACCGGUAGCUCCAUUGGUACCAGAAACCACCUGGGUAAUAUGGGCGGAUAAGCUCCAAGACUUUGUUCUAACCGAGCCCAAUGAGUUAUCUACACUCUACAGUCUGGCUGAGGAAGGGCAGCGCGUAGCUGGUGCAGAAUGGAUCCGUCAACUCAUUGCCUAUGCCGCGAAAUUACCCACCUCUCCAGAGUAUCCUGGUACUCUGAAGGAAUAUCAACUCGGCGUCCAAAUCAAUGAAGCUAAAGCGAAAAUUGAAGAGCUGGAAAAUUUUGACAUAGAUAGGGAACAAAUCGAUGAGGAAAUGAAGAUUUCAAGAAUCAGCAACCAAGUACUUGAACAGGCGCUUGAAACAGCAAACGGGAAGAUAGAGGAACUUGAAAAUGAGAUGGAAACAAUGUUAGGGCCGUUUGAAGAUGAAAUAGAACAAUUGACAAGGAAACUCGAGGAAUCAUUUCAGCAGCGGAAUCUCGUCAAGGGUUUGUAUGAAUCAGGAAGUGCGCAUAGAGAAGCACUAAAUGAAAUUGAGCAGUUAAAAAAAGACGUCAGGACUGCAGGUGAACGAGGAACUCGGUUUGCUGGGCUCUAUGAGAAAGAGAAGCUACUUUCAGGUGAGCAUGAGAAAGUUUGGCAGCGAAAAUUUGAUAUAGAAGUCGCUGGUGCGGAUAAACAUGCAGCUGGCUUGGUCGAGGAAGCAGAGACUUUGCAGGGAAGAUUGAAUGGAGCACAUGGUGUUAUUGCCGAUUUAGAAAGAGAAAUUGAAAAACUGAAAAAGCAGAACGUGCAUAGUAAUACUGGAGAUAGUGGAUUAGGAGAAAUUGUAGAUGGAACUUCGCGAGAAGGAAGUCGACAAAAUACACCCGAUAGCCAUGAAACUGGCGAAUCUGAAGAAGAAGAGGAGGAAGAAGAGUCUGCGGAACUCAAAACUGCAAAAACAGAUCUUUACAAUACUCUUGAAGAGGUCGAGGAACUUAAACUCAAACUCGGUUUUGCAGAUCGUGCUUUCGAUGAUAUGAAAGAUGAGUUUGAAAGGAAAAUCGCUACGGUGGAGGAUAAUUCUAAGGAAUAUAUGACGGAAAAGGAACGGAUGGCAGAGAAAUUGAGGCUCGCAGAAGAGAAAUUCAAAAGAGGAGUUGCGGCUGAAGUUAGGAGAUUAGAAAGGGAAGGUCUUCUGAAAUUGGCAAUUUCGGGAACUCAGCCAGAAGCGGAUAUUAUAGGUACGGAAAAAAUCAAAGGCAAAGGAAGAAAACGUGCUCCAGCAGUACCGAAACCUAAAAAACAAGCUUCCAAAACAGAAGAGCAUGAAAGUCCCUCGAUUACUCCGCUUGAAAAUCCUCUUGAAAGUCCUCUUGAAAGUCCUGAUAUCUUGAUGAAAGAUGAUGAGGAAUAUAGGGGUCCAAAACAUGGUAAAAAUACGAAGAGUAGAAAGGUGCAGGUAAAUGACUUGUCGGAGGUUGAAAGUGAUGGAGGGGGUGCAAGGAGAAGUACGAGGGUGACGAGGAAUACGAAGCCGGUUUAUACAGAGAUGUUGAAGGAAGGGGAAGGGAGGAAGAGAUGGGAUGGUGGAAGAGAAUGGAAGGUAGUGGAGAGUGGGGUGGAGGUGGGGGAGGGAAGGUGGAAGUACAUAUUGUAAAUGAUCUUGUAAAUCUUUAUAUGCAGUUAAAGAAAGAAAGAAAGA
This is a messenger RNA of Sclerotinia trifoliorum, 3078 nucleotides long. NCBI's taxonomy places the organism in Eukaryota, Fungi, Ascomycota, Leotiomycetes, Helotiales, Sclerotiniaceae. The record is from the annotation of a GenBank genome assembly.